Molecule: messenger RNA, 1305 nt
Organism: Lathyrus sativus (Indian pea)
Lineage: Eukaryota; Viridiplantae; Streptophyta; Magnoliopsida; Fabales; Fabaceae
Source: the annotation of a GenBank genome assembly
AUGGCAACAAAAACAAAAGAUACUAAUAAUAUUGUGAAGAAUAAGGACAAGAAAUCUUCAUCUUCUUCUACUUCUUCUCCAAUCUCAACCAUAAAAAGAAUCUCAAGACCAACAUCAUCAAGCUAUUUAGAGAGUUCCACUUCACAAAACCCAUCAGAAAAACAAAUCCCAAAUUAUCUCAAACCAACAAUUAGUUCACAACCAAGAUCCCAAUCCUUUAAACUAAGAAAUGAUAAUGUUCCAAACAAACCUACUCUAAAUAGAAGAAGAUCUUUUGAUAAACCACCAUCAGUUUCAAAGUUAUCAAAACAAAUUCAACAUUCUCCUUCAAGACAACAACAUAAACCACUUGUUAGAAGCAUUCUUCCUUCUUAUAAACCAGCUUCGGAUAAAACCUCGUCCAAGAAUCCAAAACAAAGUGUUACCAAGAAGAGUAAUACAAAGAGUGUUGCUACAAAGAGUAGUACUAAUGAAGAAACAAAAGAAAAAAACAAUGUGGUUGAAAAUGAACCAGAACCGGAACCGGAGCCCGAGCCCGAAGUUAAAGAAGCUAUAACAAAUGAAGAGAAUAUUGGAGAAGUAGAAAAAGUUGAUAAUGUUCAAGAACAUGACCAUGUUGAAAAUCUUGUACCUGAACUUAAUAAUUCUCAGGUGCAAGAUAUUGUACCUGAGAUUAAUCAGUCUGAACUAUAUAAUAUUGUACCUCAGAUUAAUGAAUCUCAGAUACAAGAUAUUAUAUAUGAGUCUCAGGUACAAGAUAUUGUACCCGAGUCACAGUCACAAGAUAUUGUACAAAUUGAAUCUGAUAAUGAGAAAGUGAAAGAGGUAAUUCCUACGUUGGUGUUAGAAGAAGAAGCAAAGGAAGAUCAAAUCAAAGAUGGACAUGAAGAGAGUGAGAUUACAAAUACAAACGAAGAUGAAUGCAACAUUAAUAAGAAUUAUGAACAAGAAACAAACCAUUCAACAAAUGAAGAAGAAGUUGUUGAGGUUAAAGAAAAAGAAGAAGAAGAUACAAAAAGUGAGGAAGAAGUUGUUGAGGUUAAAGAAAAAGAAGAAGAAUCAAGUGAAGUAAAAGAGAAAAAUGAAGAAAAAGUGGAGAAUGAGGUUGAAGAAGUUAUUACCAAAGUGGAUUCACCAAAGGAAAAGGAAGAAGAAAGUAGUGUGGUGCAAGGGAAGAAAGAGCCAACCCAAGUUUCCAAUGGUGUGAUUGAAGAAACUGCAGGCAAGUUAUUAGAAGAGAGAAGGAAUAAGGUGAGAGCAUUGGCUGGUGCAUUUCAAACUGUCAUUGAUCAUCAAACCAAAUGA